Molecule: messenger RNA, 2235 nt
Organism: Talaromyces stipitatus ATCC 10500
Lineage: Eukaryota; Fungi; Ascomycota; Eurotiomycetes; Eurotiales; Trichocomaceae
Product: trehalose synthase (Ccg-9), putative
Exons: 6
Coding region: 61-2139 (692 amino acids)
Molecular function (GO): glycosyltransferase activity
Source: RefSeq, a predicted model, not a curated record
GGGCCUCAAAAGUCUAUUUCGACAGCCUGGCAGCUCUCUCGUCCAUCUUCAUACUCCAAAAUGCCUUCGUCAAAAGCAAUACACCAGUUCCAGCGACGUGGUUCGAUAUUCCAGAGGGACCUCAAUCGCGCUCAUACUGAAAAGUGCGAUUGGGCCGGUCCUCCAUUGAACACACUCUACGCUGGAAUAUCACUGCAAUACGACAACUCAGUGGCAGCAGUCUUGGCCAUAGCUAUCCGCGAUUCGACAUAUCUCCUUGACUUCUACGAGCAUCAUUUUGAUUCCAAGCCCAAGAAAAAACUCACGGAGAACGAUGUGGGUGAUUUUAUAAUUGCUCGCCUGCGAGAAUACAGCGAAGAACACCUCGAGCGGUUUAUGGGCCUGGGCAUGCCUGAAGAUGUCACUAUUCGAUACCCCAGAUUAUGCUCGCGUCUGUGGCAUGAACUGGAUAUAGUGCCUAUAUAUUUUCGAGAGGGAGUUCCACUGUUUGUUUCUUCGCCAUCAGACCCGAUACAAUGGAACGCUCGAUGCAUUGACGAACUCGCCGAGUCAAUGGCAAGGAAAUGUGUUCGAUUUUUCGGACCGAGCAAUAACCCCAUCCUAGACGUUGGUUAUCAUGGAAUCGUCGAAGUCGACUGCGGAGCUCGUAUACGUAUUGUUGCUCCAGAUGACUACGUACCUACAGUUGGGGCCACUACAUGGAAAGCCGUGAAGCAUUAUGCGGAACAACUGACGAAGCGCAAUAUCAAGAUUGCAUUUUUCAGCGCAACUCCCCAAGGUGGUGGCGUUGCUCUGAUGCGACAUGCAUUGGUGCGAUUUGCUCGGACAAUCGGUAUUGACCUUAGGUGGUAUGUCCCGAAACCGCGCCCUGGAGUCUUCCGCAUCACAAAGACGAACCACAAUAUCCUGCAAGGCGUAUCAGCCCCCGAGGAGCGAUUCACUCCCAAUUUCCAAGCAACCAUCGAAGAUUGGCUGCAAGACAAUUCGCACAGAUACUGGCUGUCUUCCAAUGGACCACUUCUGGCACCGUCGGAAGGAGGAGCGGAUCUGGUAGUCAUUGACGAUCCACAGAUGCCUAGCCUCAUUCCCAUAGCCAAAAAGGCAGCUCCACACAGGCCAGUUAUUUUCCGCAGUCACAUCCAGAUCCGAAGCGACCUCGUGGGAACUCCUGGUACCCCACAACAUGAAGCUUGGUCGUGGAUGUGGGAUCGUAUCAAGCUCGCAGAUGUUUUCAUUAGCCAUCCGGUGGAAGUCUUUGUUCCUGGAACCGUCCCCAAGGAGAAAGUUGGAUAUAUGCCGGCAACCACAGACUGGCUUGAUGGGCUCAACAAAACCAUGCGUGACUGGGAUAUAGCCUCAUACGGGCGUAUCUUCAAUACGUUUUGUUACAAUACCCGCAUGACCCCCAUCAAUUACCCUGAUGAUGAAUAUAUCAUCCAAGUCGCUCGUUUUGAUCCAUCAAAAGGAAUACCGGAUGUCCUUGAAUCAUACGCUAGAUUCCAUGAACUGCUCAAACAAAACGGGAUAGCCGAGAAACCUCCCAAACUUCUGAUCUGUGGUCAUGGAUCAGUCGAUGAUCCAGAUGGAAAUGUUGUAUAUGAUGCUACAAUGGCUCAUAUUGAAACCCGCCUUCCGCACUUGAAGGACUUGAUCUGCGUCAUGCGUCUAGGACCAUCGGAUCAGAUUCUCAAUACCCUCAUGUCCAAGGCCAAAAUCGCCCUACAGCUUUCAACCCGUGAAGGGUUUGAGGUCAAGGUCUCUGAGGCAAUCCACAAGGGCAAACCCAUCAUUGCAAGCAGGGCCGGCGGAAUUCCAUUGCAAGUCGAAGACCAGAAGAACGGAUUUCUGGUCGAGGUUGGCGAUAGAGAAGCAGUCGCAAAGUAUCUAUUCGAUCUUUGGACUGAUCAAGAACUGUACGAUCGGAUGAGCCAGGCUGCUUUAAAAACGGUGAGCGAUGAAGUCACGACUGUCGGGAAUGCGUUGUGCUGGUUUUAUCUUGCUUCGCAGUUGACCGCGGGAAAGACUGUCAAGCCUAAUGAGAGAUGGAUCAAUGAUAUGGCCCGGGAAGAGGCGGGAAUACCGUAUGAAGAGGAUGAGAAUCGGUUGAAACGAGCCGUCAGGGUUGAGAAUAUGGGAUGAUUCACACCAGACUCGCAGUGUAAUUAGUAUCGGUGCUUGGAUGCAUAUAGCUGCUCUUUAGUACAUUAAUGUAUAAAUGACCGACUUUGAAUCUCU